UAAUCAGGCAACACGCAUUUCUGUUUUCUUUUUGUCACAAGUUUCUGAACCUGUUUUAAUUGAAAAUACUGAAUAAAAGUAACAAUAAUUAUGCUUAAAUUAUAGUUAUAUAUUGUUAUUUACAUUUAUUGUUUUAAAGUUGUUUAGUUUUAUAUUAUACCAUAAUUUUGUUAUAUGAAUAUUGUUACAACAUAUCUUUGAGGUUAUGUCUCAGUCUGCAGUAAAACCACCAGGUAAAAGCUGGCGUGAAAUAAAUCAAGAAAGAAAAGCGUUGAAACGCCAUCGUAAUGAGGAGAAAAUUAUUAAACGUGAGAAGAAAUUGGCUUUAGAAAAGGAAACAGAGUUAAAGUGUAAAGAGGAAACUGACAAGGAAAAGAAGUAUUCAGAAAUUUCAACAAUCAGCAUAGCUGUACCAGGGUCUAUACUUGAAAAUGCUCAGUCAGCCGAGCUGCGAACUUAUUUGGCUGGUCAGAUUGCCCGAGCCGCUUGUGUGUUUUGUGUUGAUGAAGUAAUUGUUUAUGAUGAUAUUGGUGACAAGCUUGAUACUAAAAAGUCUAAACUGGAAGAUGUGGAUGGCGUAAAAGUAGCUCGUAAGAGUUGUGUACAAUUAGCACGUAUUCUACAAUAUCUGGAAUGUCCACAAUACUUAAGGAAACACUUUUUCCCAUUACACAAAGAUUUAGAAUUUGCAGGCCUUUUAAAUCCGUUAGAUGCACCUCAUCAUUUAAGAAUGUCAAAUGAUUUUAAAUUUAGAGAAGGAAUUACCAUGAACAAAAAGGUAAAGCCAGGCAGAGGGUCACAAGUCAAUGUUGGGUUACUUCAGGAUGUCUCUACUGAUAAAUUAUUGAAUGCUGGUAUUAGAGUUACUGUAAGAAUGUUACCUACAGCAGAAGGAAGUAAGAAAGUUAAGGGCAAAAUAGUCAGUCUUACAACACCAAGAGCCGAGACUGGGGUCUACUGGGGUUAUACAGUCAGGAUUGCAAGUUGUUUAGGACAAGUGUUUACACAGUCACCAUAUAAAGAUGGGUAUGAUCUAACUAUUGGUACUUCAGAUAAAGGAACAGAUAUAGAUGAUCUACCUACCAAUGACUUGAGUUAUAAUCAUGCUUUGGUAGUUUUCGGUGGUUUACAUGGUAUUGAAGCUGCAUUGGAAAGUGAUGAGCAGUUGCAAGUAGAUGAAGCCCAUUUACUCUUCAACCAUUACAUUAAUGUACUACCUAACCAAGGAUCUAGAACAAUUAGGACAGAAGAAGCUGUACUUGUAGCUCUGUCUGGUUUAAGAACUAAACUUAAAGCUAAUAAUAAACCUAUGGUUUUUAAUGAAACUGGUAUUGCUAGCAGUUCAACAUUUCCAUUAUCAAAAUCUGAUAAUACAAAUAACUGUGUAGACAUAGGGAUAGAUUUAAGUAAAUUUGAUUAAAGUAUAUUUAAGAAAAUAUAUUUUUAUUGCUCAAUUUUCCUUAUAGUUAUUGUUUUGGAAGACAAUAUUACAAUUAUGUAUGCAACAAACA
This is a messenger RNA of Achroia grisella, 1511 nucleotides long. RefSeq names its product putative methyltransferase C9orf114. The transcript has 3 exons. NCBI's taxonomy places the organism in Eukaryota, Metazoa, Arthropoda, Insecta, Lepidoptera, Pyralidae. Bases 206 to 1420 code for a protein of 404 amino acids. The record is from RefSeq and is a predicted model, not a curated record.